UCCUUUCGUCUAAAACACGGUCACUGGAAUUUAACAUGGCGGAACAACCGGCUCACAAACGACAUGAUUUAUAUACCUCGGCGGACCUCGAAAGAGUGACAGAUUAUGCUGAAGAAACAGAAGUACAGGGAGAUAUAGAAUCUGCAUUAAACUUAGUAGAAGGAAGACACUUAAAAGAGAAAGCUGAUCAAGCUCUAAGAGAAAAAGAAUUAGCAAGAGUUGUUAUUAAAAAGGAAGAUGUUGACCUUAUAGUUGAGGAAAUGGAAAUCCCUAGAACUGCUGCAGAACGUACUCUAAGAGAACACAAAGGAGAUGUUGUUCAGGCCCUGGUCUAUUUAACAAACUAAGCCAUUCAUUGUAUUUAUAGAAAUCACCAAUAAUAAUAAAUAUGACUUUGAUAAGUG
This is a messenger RNA of Exaiptasia diaphana, 404 nucleotides long. RefSeq names its product huntingtin-interacting protein K. The transcript has 4 exons. The coding region runs from base 36 to 347 and encodes 103 amino acids. Gene Ontology annotation, biological process: negative regulation of apoptotic process; protein stabilization. The record is from RefSeq and is a predicted model, not a curated record. Lineage: Eukaryota; Metazoa; Cnidaria; Anthozoa; Actiniaria; Aiptasiidae.